UGCACCAUUUGUAACGAUUUGUUAAAUGUUUUCGGGAGAAAAGUUUUUUAGUCUUAAAUAUUGGCAAAGAGUGACAACCACUUGGUACUGGCAGAAAGCAACAACAAAAACACUGUUAAGCAGAGGUACAGAUACAAUAUGUGUGUGUGAAGAAAUAUGUUGUGAUUUGUAGAAGCAUGUGCGAAACCAGUCUUGUAAGAAAACUAUUGCUUUGGAACAUGUGAUCAUUUAUUUUCCUUCGUAAUUUUCUUAUUGUACUGAAACAUCAUUUUUACAAACCAGUGACUUUAAGUUUGGUUUGUGAAUAUUCCUGUAUUGGAAAAUGCGAACUCACAGUUAUGAAGAUAUUAUUUUAUCAAUCAUUGUAGAAAAUUAGUAACCUCAAAAUACACUUGUCAAUACUAUGUGUCAGUGUGUUUUAAAUCAUUUUCUUGUAGAUUAAAUCUUUAAGUAUAUAUAACAAUGUUGACUACUGAUGAAAAUUUCAGAUGCAAAAUAUGUGAUUCCUUACUUGCGGAUAGCAGUAGUCUUAAAACACAUUUGACAAUUCACACUGGUAAAAGGAAUUAUGAAAAUGCAAUAUGCUACCGUUCAUUUUCGCAAAGCAGGCAUCCUAAAACACAAAGAACAAUACACAUUGAUGAUAUGAAUCAUGAAUGUGAAAUAUGUGUACACAAAUGUCAUCUUAAAAAUCACAUGAAAAAAUACACUGGUGAAAAGAAUUAUGAAUGUGAAAUGUGUGAAUAUUCCACUUUGCACAGAAGUAGUCUUAAAAUGCACAUAAGAGUACAUACUGGUGAGAAGAAUUAUAAAUGUGAACUUUGUCACCGUUCAUUUUCACAAAGUGGUUAUCUUAAAACACAUAUGACAAUACACACUGGUGAGAGAAAUUAUCAAUGUGAAAUAUGUCACCGUUCAUUUUCUCAUAGCAGUAAUCUUAAAAAACAUAUGACAAUACAGACUGGUGAGAAGAAUCAUGAAUAUAAAAUAUGCCAGUGUUCAUUUUCUCAGAGGGAUUCUCUUCAACAACAUAUGACAAUACACACUGGUGAGAAGAAUCAUGAAUGUGAAAUAUGCCAUCGUUUAUUUUCUCAGAGGGCUUCUCUUAAACAACAUAUGACAAUACACACUGGUGAGAAGAAUCAUAAAUGUGAAAUAUGCCAUAAUUCAUUUUCUCGAAGUGGAGAUCUUAAAAAACAUAUGACAAUACACACUGGUGAAAAGAAUCAUGAAUGUGAAAUCUGUCAUAAAUCAUUUUCUCGGAGCAGUAAUCUUAAAAAACAUAUGACUAUACACACUGACGUUAAGGAUAGAUCUUUUAAGGGUCGUCAAAGCCGAUAUAGGCAUAUGAAUAUCCAUACUAAUAAAAUUAUAUAUAAAUGCAAAUAUUGCAUCUUCAAGUGCUCCAACAGUUGUGAGAUAAAACAACAUACGAGAAGGCACAAAAAAGAGAAACUUUAUAAAUGUGAUAAAUCAUUUUUAAAGAAAAAAGAUCUUGAAUCGCACGUUGAGAUGCACAUUUAAGUAGACAAAAAUAUAUGCAAACCGUUUUAGCACUAUAUCUAUCAUGCAUAUCGUAUGAAAUGCUAUUAACUCUGGUAUACUGCUGAGACCGGAAGACAUAAUGACACAGCAAAAAAAAGAAGGAAAAAAACAGGUUACACAAAUUAUGUUCAGUACUAAAAACUGUUGAAUUUGAAUUUAACAUUCUUCUGUUUUGUGUUAGGUUUGAAGAUUUACCAUAUAGAUAAUUAGGGGCGAUUUCUUGCAUACAAAUGUAAAUAUUACUUUAUAUACUGUGUAUACUUUUUUUAACCUC
Molecule: messenger RNA, 1819 nt
Organism: Ruditapes philippinarum (Manila clam)
Lineage: Eukaryota; Metazoa; Mollusca; Bivalvia; Venerida; Veneridae
Product: zinc finger protein 239-like
Exons: 2
Coding region: 463-1524 (353 amino acids)
Source: RefSeq, a predicted model, not a curated record